AAUCCUGUCCUUGUUGGAAGGCCAAACGUUAAGGUUGGCACUGAGUACUUUGGAAUGCGUAACACUAACUUUUCUUCUAAUCCAAUCAGGGAAAUGGACCGGCCAUUUGAUAGCGAUUCACCAGUUUUUGAAACUCCCAUUGCAAUGAUCCCUCCCUCAAAUCCAAUACUUUCUUCUGAAGGUAUGACACUGGAUGGGAGAAAGAGUUGGAAAGAAAAAUCCUCUCUCGAGGCACACCAGAGAAAUCCAGAAUCUUUAUCAAUUGAUGAUCGUUCUUCUUGUACGGUUGACAUAGCUUCUUCAGAGCUUGGAGAGGUGAAACUUUCAUUUAGUUGUAGCUCCAUGCAACCAGAUUUCCGCAUGCCUAGCUUGGAGUCUGUCUUGAAAUGUGUUGAGGAUAGAUGCUUGAAUUCAUAUAGGAUCCUACACCCGGACUUUUCUCUCAUGAAUCUCAUGAAAGAAAUGUGCUCAUGUUUUAUGGAGUUAGGCACUAAAACCACUGAUGAUAAGCAUGAAAAUCCUAUCCAGACAGUUCCAGCUGUGGAUUCCUCAAAGAAUAAUUCCGCUUCAGCAGUACCAAGUGAUUCAAGUGUGAUUCUAAUGUCUGAUCCUUCUAGUACAAAAAGUGGAGGCAGCAGUCAAGUUAGAAGAGUUCAGAAGUUGAAGGAACCUCAACUUCCAGUAUGCGCACGUGACACAUCACUUAGCUUGAUGAUGGUUCAGUCGCAGAAUUCUUUUAGUGUAGCAACAGUUCGAUAUAAUGCAGCUGACAUUUCUAAAGGAGAAGAAAAAGUCAGAAUAUCGGUUAUAAAUGAAAUCAGUGAUGAGAUCUACCCGCCACAUUUUAACUACCUACCAAGAAACAUUGUCUACCAAAAUGCAUACGUCAAUGUUUCUCUUGCUCGUAUUGGGGAUGAAGAUUGUUGUCCGGAUUGUUAUGAUGAUUGCUUGGCUGCACCACUACCUUGUGCCUGCGCGCGGGAGACUGGAGGAGAGUUUGCAUAUACAUCAGAUGGGCUGAUCAGAAGAGAAAUUCUUGAUGAAUACAUCUCUAUGCUUAAUGAACCAAACAAACACCAUCAUUAUUACUGUAAAGAAUGCCCUAUUGAAAGAAUAAAGAAUGCAAUUUCACCUGAGCCAUGUAAAGGACACUUAAUGAGGAAGUUUGUCAAGGAAUGCUGGAGCAAGUGUGGAUGCAGCAUGCAUUGUGGAAAUCGUUUGGUACAAAGAGGCAUAACGUGCAAUCUGCAGGUAUUUCUUACUUCUAAAGAGAAAGGGUGGGGAGUAAGAACUCUUGACAAGUUGCCAAGAGGUGCUUUUGUAUGCGAAUAUGUUGGAGAAAUAUUGACAAACAUGGAGCUGUAUGAUAGGACAAUCAUGACAACUGGCAAUGCAAGACAUACUUAUCCAGUGCUAUUGGAUGCUGAUUGGGGGUCAGAAGGUGUACUGAAAGAUGAAGAAGCCCUUUGUCUGGAUGCAACUUUUUAUGGUAACGUGGCCAGGUUCAUUAACCAUAGAUGCUUCGAUGCAAAUCUGAUUGGAAUUCCUGUUGAAAUUGAGACACCAGAUCAUCAUUACUAUCAUCUUGCUUUUUUCACAAGAAGAAAAAUAGAAGCUUAUGAAGAACUAACAUGGGAUUAUUGCAUUGAUUUUGAUGAUGAUAGCCAUCCAGUCAAGGCAUUCAGAUGUAGGUGUGGCAGCAGAUUCUGCCGAGACACCAGGAGCCACAGAUCUAGUAUCAUCAGUCUGAUUCUCAGUAUUAUCAGCUAUAUCAGUAAUACAGGCUCUUCUAGUUUUUUAUAUCAUGAUGUUGUAGUUUAUCCUGAUAAUGUUGUUGAUGAUGAUAAUAUUAUUGUUCCAAAUCUUCUUGAUGUUGUAGGUGCUAUUGAUAAUGAUGGAAGUGUAAGGAUUUGUGUUGUAGAGACAAAAUCUCAAGAAUCACUUCCUUUGAUUACACUACCUUCUGAGCCAAUUAAGCAUGUGGUUGCACUUAGUGAUGAUGGAAGUGUAGGGAUGACUCAAGAAUCACUUCCUUUGAUUGUACGACUACUAGAGCUAGAUCCUUUACUGGUUUAA
Molecule: messenger RNA, 2076 nt
Organism: Zingiber officinale
Lineage: Eukaryota; Viridiplantae; Streptophyta; Magnoliopsida; Zingiberales; Zingiberaceae
Product: histone-lysine N-methyltransferase SUVR4-like
Exons: 7
Coding region: 55-2076 (673 amino acids)
Cellular component (GO): nucleus
Molecular function (GO): protein binding; zinc ion binding; histone methyltransferase activity
Source: RefSeq, a predicted model, not a curated record